Messenger RNA from Magnolia sinica, 2403 nucleotides. RefSeq names its product putative receptor-like protein kinase At3g47110. The transcript is spliced from 2 exons. Lineage: Eukaryota; Viridiplantae; Streptophyta; Magnoliopsida; Magnoliales; Magnoliaceae. The record is from RefSeq and is a predicted model, not a curated record. The coding region runs from base 1 to 2403 and encodes 800 amino acids. Gene Ontology annotation, molecular function: protein kinase activity; protein binding; ATP binding. Gene Ontology annotation, biological process: protein phosphorylation.
AUGGAGUUCCCACAUUCAAAUCUUAAGGUAUUUUGGUCAUUUACUCUCUUCCGUGCAAUCCUUCUCUCUUCCAUCCUCUCCUCCUCACCCUCGAUAUUUACGUUGAAAAAUGAGACCGAUCGACUCGCAUUGCUCGCAUUCAAAGAUGGUAUUUCCGAAGAUUCUCAAGGAGUUUUGACCUUAUGGAAUAAUUCUCUCCAUUUCUGCCAAUGGGAGGGAGUCACAUGCAGUCGCACCCAUCAUCAAAGGGUCACGAUCUUGAACCUCACGGGCCACAGUUUGGUGGGCCACCUAUCACCUCACUUGGGAAAUCUCUCUUUCCUGAGAAGAAUCGAUCUCUCAAGCAACAAAUUCCAAGGCCAAAUCCCACAAGAAAUCACCCGUUUGUUCCGUCUUCAGAUUCUCAACCUUGAAGAAAAUUCACUCCAAGGAGAAAUUCCAUCCAAUCUGAGCUACUGCUCAGAACUCAUAUUCAUUAACAUCGCAUCAAAUCAGCUCACUGGAAAACUUCCUGCCGAUCUUGGCUCUUUAUCAAAGCUCACCAAUCUUAAUGUCGGCCUCAACAAUCUCACAGAAAGCAUUCCACCUUCAUUUGGGAACCUUUCCUCUCUCACAACUCUUUAUCUAUGGCGUAACAAUUUCAGUGGGCAAAUUCCAAACCAGCUUGCCCAAUUAUCAAGCAUGAUCUAUUUUCAAUUAUCUGUAAAUCAGUUCUCAGGUACAAUUCCUCCGUCGAUUUGUAAUCUCUCUUCCAUCCAGUGGUUUGGCGUGGCAGGUAAUCAGCUGCAUGGAAACAUUCCAUCCAACAUAGGCCUUACAUUUCCUCACCUGCAAGGUAUUUUGCUAGGAGGAAACCAAUUCACUGCAAAGGUUCCAAUUUCAUUGACCAAUGCGUCUGGACUCCGUUUUAUCGAUUUUGCCUUCAACAAUUUAAGUGGACCAGUGCCAGUGAAUCUAGGGAGUCUUCCGGCUCUCUACAUUUUCAGAAUCGCAGAGAAUCAGCUUGGAAGAAGGGAGGGUGAUGACCUGAUCUUCCUUACUUCACUGACUAACUGCACUCAUUUAGAAGAGAUAAGUGCAGGCAAUAAUAAUCUGUAUGGCGAGUUGCCUGUGUCCAUUGCUAAUCUCUCCUCCCAGUUAAGACAAUUACUCUUAGGAGGAAACCAGAUAUAUGGAUCCAUUCCAAAGGUAAUUGAGAAUCUCGUUAGCUUGAUUGGACUUUCUUUGUUAGAUAACGUCUUGAAGGGUACUAUUCCAGGCAGCAUGGGGAAGCUUAAUAGAUUGCAAGCAUUGUAUCUUCAUGGAAAUAGUCUUUCGGGCAAAAUUCCAUCUUCAAUAGGUAACAUCACUCGAUUGAACGGACUUACGCUGUAUGGAAAUAAUUUCCAUGGAAACAUACCAUCAACGUUCGGGAACUUGAGGUUCAUGGAAUUAUUGUAUCUUUCAGCAAAUAACCUCACAGGUACGAUAGUCAAGCAAAUCAGUGGGAAAUUUAUCAACUUGUCUGGUAAUUCAUUCACUGGAUCCCUGGUAAUGGAAGUGGCUAAUUUGGAAAAUCUUUGGGGAUUGGAUGUCUCGAAGAAUAAACUAUCGGGUGAAAUUCCAGAAACAUUGGGAAAUUGUCAAAGCUUGGAAAACCUACGUAUGAAUGGUAACUUGCUUCAAGGAACCAUUCCACAGUCCUUAAGUGCUUUAAAAGGUAUAAGAUUUUUGGAUCUUUCAAAAAAUAACUUUUCUGGGCAAAUUCCAAAGUAUUUCGAAGAAUUUCUUUUCUUAGAGCGUUUGAAUUUGUCAUUCAAUAAUUUCGAGGGUGAAGUGCCCAAAGAAGGAAUCUUUAAAAUUGCGAGCGCAAUUUCAGUUGUUGGAAACAGCAAACUCUGUGGUGGUAUACCAGAACUACAGUUGCCGGCGUGCGUUAAGCAAGCUUCUAAGAAACGACGAAAUUCGUUUGCUCGCCGAGUAAAAAUCACAGUUAUUAUUACGGUUUCAUCUUCGAUUCUCUUGUUGUGUAUCUCUGCGGCGCUUUGUUGGAGAAGAAAUCCUCCAAAGAAAGUUUCUUCUCUGUCAACUGUAGAGAAUCAGUGGUUACAAGUUUCUUAUGCAGAUCUCGUUCAAGCAACAGAUGGCUUCUCUUCAGCUAAUUUAAUUGGUGUGGGAAGUUUUGGUUAUGUAUAUAAAGGAGUUCUAGAACACUUUCAAACAUUUGUUGCAGUGAAGGUACUCAACCUCCUACAACAAGCAGCUUUCAAGAGUUUUGCAGCCGAAUGCGAAGCAUUAAGAAAUAUACAACAUCGAAAUCUUGUCAAGAUCUUAACAAUUUGCUCAGGCAUUGAUUUUUAUGGCAAUGAUUUCAAAGCUCUGGUCUUUGAGUACAUGCCUAAUGAGGCUAAAUAUAGCCAUUGA